AUGAACGAAACCAAUUUAAGCUUGUCAACUAACCAAAAGCUUCAACCAUUUCUGUUGUUAUCAAAGUCAGUAAAAGGUGUUGCCAAUUCCAAAUUGAUCAUGGACGCUUUAAAUGCGCCUGGUGUCUAUGUCUUUACAGAAUUAUACGAGUCUCCCAACUUGGUAGAGGCAUCUACGACACCAGAGGUAGCACCUUAUUACAAACUAUUGGAAAUCUUUCUAUACGGCACCUACAAAGAUUACCAAGAAAAUAGCACACAGUUACCUACUUUAAACGACAAUCAAAUCAAGAAAUUAAAGCUUCUCUCCAUUGCAACACUGUCCGAAACACAACAAACACUCUCUUAUGAUUUAUUACAAUCCUAUCUCGAUAUACCCACCGUAAGAGAGCUGGAAGAUUUAAUCAUCGAUGCAUUUUAUCAAGGCAUUUUAACUGGUAAACUCGAUCAACGCCAACGACAAUUGCAAGUAAUGUACAGCAUGGGCCGUGAUUUGAGGCCUCAGCAAUUGAACGAAACAAUGAACGCACUUGCUGUUUGGUCAUCCAGUACAACACGUUUGUUGGGUGCUUUGGAUGCUAAGAUUGCCAGCUUACAAGAGACAGUUCAAGCCAACCAACAGGCGAACGAAGAAUACAAUAAUCAAAUUGAGCAAUUGCGUCGUGAUAUUCGUGCAAACAGCAACCUCAAAAAAAUGGAUAUCUCACCGGUGGAUGACACAUUGGCUAAAAAGAAGGGAUAUACUGGAGAGUAUGCUUCACCAGAUUACAAUAACGAGCGAGUCAAGAAAAGUAGGGGUUCAAAACGAUUCAUGGUUGGUAGACCAUAG
Mucor velutinosus is the source of this 828-nucleotide messenger RNA. RefSeq lists its product as uncharacterized. The transcript has 5 exons. The record is from RefSeq and is a predicted model, not a curated record. Lineage: Eukaryota; Fungi; Mucoromycota; Mucoromycetes; Mucorales; Mucoraceae. Gene Ontology annotation, cellular component: COP9 signalosome. The coding region runs from base 1 to 828 and encodes 275 amino acids.